CCUGCAAAUCAUGAGCAAGUCAUCAUGCCCACUAUGCGCUUGAUAGGGCCCAAUCACUGAUCGGCAUGUCACGAGGGAUUGAAUGUGUGGAUCAAUUCGACGCUAAUCAUCGGAGUGGUGAUGAAUGCCUAGCCGGAAAUGCUCUCGUUUGAAUUCGAUUGAGAUUAGCCCUAAAACAAUAAUAGUCAAAGACAAGCGUCCGCCAGAUUUGCAUAUCUCACUUUAAUAUGCUCAUCCUUCAUCCACGAAACGAGUUUCUUUGCCUCAUGUAAAGUAUCUUAAAACUUGUUUCUAUAGCUGGGCUAACUCGGGCAUUAAACAUUGUUGGCCUGUAUUAAGAAGACUGGGCUCUAAGCUGACGGUCAUGAGUGACAUGUCAUGCAUUGACCAACAAACGGGUGUUGUAUGCUCAUGUAUGAAUUAAAAUAGUUUGGUUAGUGGCCUUAUCUUUUUCAUUGCUUGAAAACGUGUUGGACUCGGCUCAUCCUUCGCUCUUGCCAUUCGGAACUCUCAAACAAGGUGGGAUCGUCCAGUCACAUGGGGGUUGGUGGUGGGCAAUAACUCCUGAACAAUUGUCAUCCUCACUCGUUUGAGCCCAAGUGGUUGCUCGUUCAUUGGGAUUCGGAUCCAGCAUGGACCGGGCUCGUCAAACCGUGGAUUCCGCUCUUGAUCUCAUCAAAAAAGGCGUGGAAAAGGAGCGGGAGAAGAGCAAUGAGCUCUGCAAGAUGCGGACCGCCCACAACUGGGUGGACUACAGGAGUGUCUCCGUUCAGCAGGACGAUGAGACGAAUUCGUUCUUCUGGCGAGCUCACACGGUCACCAUUUUGGUGUUCCUGGUCUGCUGCUUGUUCUAUGUGGGACUGAUCGAGGAUCCCAUCACGGACGGGGACUUCAACUUUAAAAGAGGCCUCUUGGCUGCCCUGUUCUUUUGGGUGUUCCUGGGCAUGACCAUCAUGCCGGAUGGGCCGUUCAUCCGGCCUCAUCCCGCUCUCUGGCGAUUUGCAUUUACUAUCAGCAUUGUCUACCAACUUCUCCUCAUUGUCAUGCUCUUCCAAACGCCGAGUGAUGCCAGGAAACUCGUCAAGCACAUUGAUAGCAGUCUAGGCGAGCCCAUCCCUGAGAAGGACUACGGCGGCAGUUGCCUCAUUUACGACCCCAGUCAACCCGAGGAUCCCUACCACAACCUCAAGGACAAAUUCGAUGUGUUCAUUUUCGCUCAUCUCUUCGGCUAUUGGUGCAAGACCUUGAUCUUCCGCGAUUGGUGGCUCAGCACCGUCAUCUCGGUCAUGUUCGAGUUCCUGGAAUACUCCUUGGAGCAUCAACUGCCCAACUUCUCCGAGUGCUGGUGGGAUCAUUGGAUCCUGGACGUGCUCAUCUGCAACUUGGGCGGCACCAUCUUGGGUCUAUUCACGUUGCGCUACUUGAAAAUGAAGACGUACAACUGGCGGGGCCUCUGGAUCAUCCCCACCUACCGGGGGAAAAUCAAACGCAUCAUGGCACAGUUCUCACCGCAUAGUUGGAUCGAGUUCACAUGGAACCCGUUGUCUUCAUUGGAGCGGUGGCUGGCCGUGAUUGGCAUCAUCGUCAUGUUCCUCAUCACCGAGCUCAACACAUUUUACCUGAAAUAUGUCUUCUGGUUGACCCCUGAGCAUUGGCUCAACUUCGUGCGGCUGUUCUUCAUGCUUCUGUGGGGCGCCGUGUGCCUCCGGGAGACCUUCCAGGUCUUGGACGACCCCGAAUGCACUAAACUGGGACGACAAUCCUUCGUGCUGGCCCUCAUUAUCUUCACCGAGUUUCUCAUCUGUGUCAAGUUUGCCUGGCCCACCAUCACCAAGCCCAUUCCCCAGUCGAUCGUGAUCUGGUGGAUCCUAGGCUUUGUGGCCGUGGCCAUCUAUACGCUUAUUAAGUUUGUUUUGUUCAAGCCGACCAAACUGCCCGAGCCCGAAAAGGAGCACAUCCGAGUGAGUCCCAUUCACGGCACCUCAAGGGGAACCAUGUUUGCCUAUGAUCCUCCCCACCGAAACCUCGACGAUCAAGAAGAGAUCCUCGAAGUGUUGAAACAAGAGCAAGAGAGCAAGAAGCUACAGUAAGGAGGGGUUCUGAGAUCCCCGUUCUAACAGUCAGAACCACCGCCGCCGACCUGCGACCUCCGACCAUCCAUCCAUCCCCCUUCGAAUCAAAGCAACAAGCUUGCUUGGUUGUGCGGCCAAAAUCCAAGUGUCACAAACAAACCAUGCACGAGAAAGGUUCAUGAAUCAAAGCACUGUGAUUUAGUUUCAAUCCAUUUAUGAGAUGUUCAGGAAGAAUACAGAAUAAUGAACGAA
Molecule: messenger RNA, 2324 nt
Organism: Tigriopus californicus
Lineage: Eukaryota; Metazoa; Arthropoda; Copepoda; Harpacticoida; Harpacticidae
Product: phosphatidylserine synthase 2-like
Exons: 6
Coding region: 633-2090 (485 amino acids)
Biological process (GO): phosphatidylserine biosynthetic process
Molecular function (GO): L-serine-phosphatidylethanolamine phosphatidyltransferase activity
Source: RefSeq, a predicted model, not a curated record